AGAUAGAGGACACAGUGGAACAAAUCAGAGUUCACAUGGAGGAAACGUGAUCGCUGAGAACUUAAAGUCUGAAGAUGACUGUGAUGGUCAGGUCGAGCAGAGCGGACGUGCGCUGGAUCACGAUGACUUGAGGUUUUUACGCGCAGAGGUUUGCCGCGCGCCCGGAUCGGAUCGGCGGGAUUCGACCUGUUUCGGGGGAACAUUCUGGGGCAGAAACCCUCGUGCGGAUGUAUCAAUGAAGAAUGUGAGUGACAUUCUCUCAGCGGGGUUGAUGAAGCCCUCGGCGAUGACAUGCGUCUUGCACCGCAGCCAAUUACGCAACCCUUCCUAGUUUUGCUCAUCCUCACCACGGACGCGCUCGCGUCCCCGGUGCUGUCUCCGGGCUGUCCGGACCGUUGCGUGUGCGAUGACCAGCUGGUGGUUCAGUGCGCCGGGCAGCACCUGACCACCUUCCCGGCCAACCUGCCGCUGGCCACGCGACAGCUCAUCAUCUCAAACAACCGCAUCGCGGAGCUGCCGCCGCUGACGCUCAACUAUCUCUCCGACCUGGUGUACCUAGACUGUAGCAACAACUCCCUGACCGAGAUCUCCGAGUCCACCUUCGGGAACCUGCGGAAGCUCACCUACCUGGACCUGUCCUUCAACGCGCUGACCCGGAUCGAGGACAGGACCUUCGGGCCCUUAGCGAGCCUGGUGAUGCUGAGGAUGACUGACAACCCUGCGCUCUCGGAAAUCCACGCGGAGGCUUUUGUGGAAAACUUGGCCCUGCAGGUGUUGGAUGUGAGCCGGAACAACCUGACAGUCCUCAACAUCACAGCUCUGAUCGCGCUGUCCAACCUGCGGUCCGUGGGCCUCAGUGGGAACCCAUGGAGCUGCGCGUGCCACAACGAAGACUUGUGCCUUUGGAUCCACCUGGCGGGCUUCAAGUUCCAAGAUGAGGUGCAGACCGUGUGCAGCUCUCCUCCUGACAUGCGCCGCCGCCGUCUGGGUGAAGUGGGCAUCCAGCUGCGGCAGUUAUGUCACCAGAGUCUGGGCUCCUGGGACUACCUUUUCUUUGUUGUCAUUGGCUUUGUCAUCUUCGCCGCCGGCACCGUGUCUGCCUGGGUGAUGGGCAUCAUCAUGGUGCUCUACGAGCGCUACAUCAAGAAGAAGGACCAACAGCUCGACCCGGACAAUGAAAAUGAACCCAGCGAGACGAGGAGCACCAGUCGAUCCAGGAGAGAACACCGCUGUGGCAACACGAGAACCUCGCUCACUGUUUAAAUUCUCCACGCACCCUGCCUGCCAUAAAAUCCCACCGUGCCUCCUGCCAGCGUCCACGACUCAAGUGGAAUGAAGCUGCAGUCACACUGAGUUUAAUGGGCUCUGAUGUAAAAGGAUAAAAACUAAGAAGACUGAACAGAAACCACAAAUAACUUUCUAUAUCUUGGGCGUGAGUGUUCAGAUGAUGUAACACUUUUACUAUAUGGACACAUGAAAAUGUGCUUAUAUGAACAAAACUGCUUAUAUUAAGGAAACUGUUUCUUGUUGGUAUAAACCAGCAUCAGAGCACACACUCGUCCUGCUUAAUUACCGCUCUGUUAUCACACCAUCUCUGUGCA
Molecule: messenger RNA, 1601 nt
Organism: Thalassophryne amazonica
Lineage: Eukaryota; Metazoa; Chordata; Actinopteri; Batrachoidiformes; Batrachoididae
Product: leucine-rich repeat-containing protein 52-like
Exons: 2
Coding region: 292-1263 (323 amino acids)
Cellular component (GO): voltage-gated potassium channel complex
Molecular function (GO): transmembrane transporter binding; voltage-gated potassium channel activity; potassium channel activator activity
Source: RefSeq, a predicted model, not a curated record